Messenger RNA from Mugil cephalus (flathead mullet), 5701 nucleotides. Its product is annotated as cilia- and flagella-associated protein 44-like. The transcript has 34 exons. The record is from RefSeq and is a predicted model, not a curated record. NCBI's taxonomy places the organism in Eukaryota, Metazoa, Chordata, Actinopteri, Mugiliformes, Mugilidae. The coding region runs from base 111 to 5459 and encodes 1782 amino acids. Gene Ontology annotation, molecular function: protein binding.
GAGGCAUUUCAGAGCAUAUUCACUGUAUUUCAGAGUCUAGGCCCAGUUUGUCCAAGCUGAAAAAAACAUUCACUUGUUUAGAGAAAGUGGCAGAUGCUUAAACUGUGGAAAUGUCAGACGAAAACUCAUCUCUUGGCCAACAGACUGAGAGCACAGAGACUGAAGUGAUGCAGCAGGAGGCUGUGGCCCAAUUGAAAAAGCAGCUUCCUGCAGACAUGUACUACAAAUGUGAGGAGCUUCACUCCAGACCGUCCAUCACACCCGAAUGCGAGAUUCCAGAGAGACUCCUGCACCUCUCUCACUGCUUUGGUUAUGACAGUGGGCGCCGAGCUAACCUGAAGCUGCUGGAUGACAGAACUCUCAUCUUUAUAGCAGGCAACCUGCUCGUCCUGCUGGACAUCUCCACCAAAGAGCAGAGAUACCUGCGCUCCUGCAGCGGAGGAGGAAUUGGCUCCAUCGCGGUGCACCCUAGCAAUAAGUACUUUGUUGUAGCAGAGAAAGGAAACCAGCCCCAUGUCAUAGUCUAUGAAUAUCCUUCGUUAAGGCCAUACCGUGUCCUCAGAGGUGGCACAGAGCAGGCGUACAGCUUUGUGGACUUUAACCAGGAAGGAAGUGUGCUGGCCAGUGUGGGCAGCGCCCCCGACUACAUGCUAACACUGUGGGACUGGAGGCAGGAGGAGGUGAUGCUGAGCUGCAAGGCCUUUUCACGGGAGGUCUAUCGAGUCAGCUUCUCCCCAUACCACCCAGGACUGCUCACAUCCUCAGGAUCUGGACACAUCAAGUUCUGGAAAAUGGCCACCACAUUUACAGGUCUUAAGCUGCAAGGGGUUGUGGGACAUUUUGGCAAAACGGUCACAAGUGAUAUUGAGGGCUACGUGGAACUUCCUGACGGGAAGGUGGUGUCUGGCUCAGACUGGGGCAACUUGCUGAUGUGGGAUGGGAAUACCAUCAAGGUGGAGAUUUGCCGCAAAGAGGGACGUACCUGCCAUGCUGGGACGGUGCAGCCGUUUGCCCUCGAGGAUGGACAGCUUAUGACGAUCGGCUCCGAUGGAGUGGUUCGGGGCUGGGACUUUGAGAGGAUCAACACAGCUGAGAGUAACAGCAGCCGGUUAGAGAUGGAGCCCACUAAUGAGAUGGUGGUUGGGCACAAUGUCUGCCUCUCCUCUGUGGUGAGGUGCUCCCAGCGUAACUCCUUCGUCUGGUUUGCUCAGGAUUCCAACGGAGCCAUCUGGAAACUGGAUCUUUCAUUUACCAACACGACUCCUGAUCCAGAGUGCCUGUUUUCCUUUCACGCUGGAGCGAUCCAGGGCCUGGACGUGUCAAAAAAAUCCCACCUUAUGGCAACAACCACUCUGGACCGCUUGGUCAAAGUUUUUGACUUCCUGGCGAAAAGAGAACUCACCACGAGCCGAUUCAAUCAGGGUGGAACCGCUCUCAGCUGGGCUCCACCUUUGGUGAAGCAGAGCGGAGGUUUACUGGUGACUGGCUUUGAGGAUGGGGUGGUCCGCUUACUGGAGCUCUACAACCCUCAGAGGCUGCACGCGGUCACCGGGCGCAGCCCUGAGGGAGACGCCAAGCUGCGUCUCAAACAGGCCUUCAAACCCCAUAAUGCCCCUGUAACAGCUGUGGCAUACGAGAGAAAUGGAGAGAUCCUAGCAACAGGGAGCGCAGACUGCACUGUUUUCUUCUUCAGCGUUGAGGAAAAAUACGUCCCCAUCGGUUUUAUCAGUGUCCCUGGGCCAGUGCAGGCCCUGGAGUGGUCUCCUCAUUCCCAUAAUGAAAACAGGCUGCUCGUCCUGUGUCAGAACGGUCAUGUUGUUGAAGUACAGAGUCCUGAUCCAGAGAAUCAGAGGCCAACCCAAACCUACCAGCUCCCUGAGGUGUCGAGCAGAGCCUUCAGGUUCAAGAGUAUCAAGUCUCGAAUCAAGAGAGACGAGGAAAUCACAAGACGUCAAACUUUGAAGGAGGGCAAGAAGAAACAGAGAGAAGAGCAGUUAAAGGAAGCAAAGCAUCUGGACACAGAGCAAGAGGAAGAAGAAGAGGAGGAAGAGGAAGAUUUGCCACCUAUCUACAUCCCAGAUACUCCAAGUCCUCUAUACUGUGGUUUCUACUCACAGCCUGGCCAGUUCUGGCUCUCAAUGGGAGGCUUUGACUCAGGAUUCUUGUAUCACUGUAAAUUCUCUGAGAAUCAGCAGGAGGAUUCUGACCAGCGACAGGAUGAACCCUUUGACUACCUGCCUGUCCUUAACGCAGAUGAUGACCCUAUUUGCUCUUUUACCUUCAGUUCCAACAGGCAGCUGCUGCUCUGUGGCCUGCAGUCUGGCUCCAUCAGGGUUUACCCUCUGCAGCCUGGAGACCACGGCCUCAAAUCCAUGCAAGCCUUCUGGGCUCUCAAUGUCCACGACAAUCAUUACGGACCCCUGCGGCACACCGUUUGCAGUCAUGAUGACCUCUUUGUGCUAACAGCCGGAGACGACGGGAACAUCUUCUCCUUCAGCAUGCUGCCUCCAGAGGAGUUACAGAAAAGCCUGCAAAGGAAGCAGGCCAAGGUUCCUUCACCCAGGUUGGGUCUUGAGAAUGAGACAUUGGCUCUGGACAUUGAGGACCCAGCAGCCUACAGCAUAGAGACGGCCAAGCAGAAGCUGGAAAACGACCGUGUGCGCCGGGAAGCUGAGUUGAAGAUUGCAGAAAAGCAGAAGGGCUUAGCGGAGCUCCAGAAGAAGUUUAAACAAGUGCUGAACAACAACCAGGAUCUACCAGAGCAUGUUCGUCUGACACCUGAGGAGCUACAGUUGGACCGACGUUUUUAUGAACAGGCAGAGAGACUGAAGGCCCAGCAGGUGAUGGAUGUCAGAAAGCAGUUGGCCUGGGAGCAGGAGCGCUGCAGUAUAGCCCUCAGAAAACUACAGGACUGGUUCAAGGAAUUUCCGGAGGCCGACAUGAUCACUGUGGUCGCCAUCCGCACCAACGACAGAAUUUCCACCUACCGUCCUCUGGCACUCAGCAAAACUUUAACGCAGGACAGACGUCAGAGCUCACUGAGCUCACCUGACGGAGAGAAAGAUGCUGCACUACAACGGAGGAAAUCCAGAGUGGAACCUGCAAAAGACAGCAGCAAUAUAGAGAGCGAGGAGGACGUGCCGCGUCCCCCCAUGACUCGCCCAGCGAGGAUCAGGCUGGGUGAUCGGCAGGAGGAGAGGCUCCGAAAAGCUGCAGAGAAAGCUGUGCAAGCUCGAGCCAAGAUAGAGAAGAAGAAACAGGAAUGGGCCCAAAUUUACGCAGAAAAGCCAAAAGAGGGCUAUGAGGAUCCACAGGAUUUGCAGGCUAUCCGCGAAGCCAAGGAGAUGAGAGACUUCCCAGGGGUGAAACACCAGAGGGUGAACACUGAGAGGAAAAGAGAGGAGCUGAUUGCCUUGGAGGAAAAUAUCCGUGAAAAGCAGCUUGAGAUGAAUGGGCGCAUUGUGGCGUUGCGCGACUCCAAGGUUCGUCUGGUGGCACGGCUGCGUGCUCAGACUCAGCGGCUGGAGAAGGUCCAGCAGCGCCUGGCGCCCCAUCACCGCCGGCCCCCACCCACCCUGCCAGCCAUAUUACCAGAGGAAACACCAGAGAAGAAGUUGCUGUGCGGACGCCCCACCUUGGAGCGAUACCGGGUCCUGAGAGAGCAGAUGUACAAAGGACUUCAACCAAAGUCCAUGGAGCAGGAGGGAGCUGGAUAUAUACUGAAGCAGCUGGAGAAAGAAAUGGAGGAAAAGGUAGAGAAAGAAGAAGAGAAAGAGAGAGAAGAUGGGAGUCCUGGUGUGUCUGCUUUGUGUAUAACCAGAGAAGGGACAGCAGUAGAGGAAGGAGCGGAGGCGAGCGAGCUGGAGGUGGAGCUGCAGAGGGAGGAGGAGAUCAGGCUGCUGUACGAGCAGAACUCUCUGCUGGAGCAGAUGGAGAGUUCUGUUUCUCAGUUUGAUGCUGAGCUCAUGCUGCUGCGUCACCAGAAGCGGCGUCUGGACUGGAAGCUGAAGCUGUCUGACCUCCAGCUGCUGACGCUGUUCCAGGAGAUGCUGCUCCUCAAGCAGUUUGAGAGGAGGGAGGACAGCCUGCAGGAGAAACUGAACGGAUACGUUAGGGAGGAGAACAGCAUCACGUCUGAGCUGGAGGAGUGUAACGAACAGCUGGAGGUCAACAUGAGAGACAUGGCCAAGCUGCAGGAGAGAGACAAGGCUCUGACUGCUGCCUUCCAGGACUCGCUGGGGGAAAACAACAAGUUUGAAGAGUUUCUCACCAAAGUCUUUAAGAAGAAGGUCAAACGUGCCAAGAAGAAGGAGCAGGAGGGGAAUAAAGACCAAGAGGGGGACAGCAACGAAGACUCUGAUGAAGAUGAUGACUGGGAUGAUGAUUACGACAGUGACGCAGAAGAAGGAGGAGCUCCACUGGAUGACAGCGUUUGCCCAACAGGCUGCGAGCAAGAGUUGUUUGAGAACACGUUAAAGCUGCGUGAGCGUCGACUGGACCUAGAGGAGCUUCUAGCGGAGGAGAAAAAGAGAGCAGAGGCUCUGAAGAGGGAGAGAGACACCCUCAUCAAGAAGGAGAAAUCAGUGAAGAGCAGUCGAAAGGUAGUAGAAGAUGCCCUGGAGUUAAUCAAUGGGGAGAAACAACAGAAAAUUAAUGAACUGGAUACAGUGGUUCCUCUUAGACUGCAUCAGAUUGAGUUUGCGUCUAAAAGCACUUUGCUGUCAAACCUGAGCAAGGCACUGGUGCUGGAUGAGAUGGAACUGAGCAGGAUGCAGGAGCGCAUCCAACAGUUACAGGCAGAAAAGCUCCAUCAGAAGGAUCUGGACCGGCAGACUCGCCAGCAGCACACCAGGCUCCUCCACGACCGCAAAGACAUGGCUGCCAAGAUCCAAGCGCUGGAGAAGCAGUGUAAUGAGCUGAUGAUGGCAAAGUUUGGGAGGCUGGUGAAUCUGGAGGCUCUGCAGAUGCUGUCAGGGAGCCGGAGGCUGGAGGAGCUCAAGCAGGAAAAACUCCUCAAAGAAGCUGAAUAUGCCAAGGAGAUCAAACAGUGGGAUGCGAAGGUGGAAGAGGCACGUCAGGCUCUGAUGGAAGUGACCAGGUGUAACACGGAGCAUCUCUACAGUGUGACAAGCCUCUUGGAACAGAAGAAGGAACUGGAACUUAAACUCAGUUCCAGGCAGAGGAAAAUGGGCAGACAGCAGUUCCAGGACUACAGGAGACGUGUGGACCAGGAAGACAUCCGGAGGCUCCAGGAGCUGGUGAAAACCCAAGCACAUCAGGCUGAGGCACUGAAGAGAGAGAUCAGCCUCCUGUCCUCUAAAGGAGGUCAUGUUUUGCCCCCAGACCAGGCUCGACUGGCCCCUCUCGCCCCUUUGCCCACCCCCACAGGAAACAUCAGCACUGGGAGACAAACACAGCUUAAAGAGAAAACAAAGCACACCCAGCAGAUAACAAGUUAAUUACCUCUGCACUUAUGCAGAAAAAAUGAGCAUAUAUACCAUAAUGGAGCUCACUAAUAUCAUCUAAUAAUUAUGGAUUAUUAUUUAAAGGCCUUAUGAGUUUUUUUUUGCAACAUAUUUUUGAGCUAAAGACACCUGUUAAGUAAUCUUGAAAACCAAUUUGUGGUCAAUGAAUGAAUAUCAGUGUCACAGUAGAUGACAUUAAUGAGAUUUGUUUGGAUACAUAAACUAUUGAAAUCUAA